GCGGGAAGCAGAAGUUCCGGCUUGCAGGUUCCGGGCACUGGGAUGAAAGGAGGGAACGCAGGUGAGGAAGCUAGACCGGCAGGUGGAAAAAGAGUGACGUGAACGUAGCCCUAGAACGGUAUAGCAGAGACUGGAGAGAAGGUGAAGACGUUGAAGAACCAGACGGAUAGCUGGCAGAGAAAAAAGUUGUCUACCAUGGAAUCACCAGAGGAGCCUGGAGCAUCCAUGGAUGAGAACUACUUUGUGAACUACACUUUCAAAGAUCGGUCCCACUCUGGCAGAGUGGCUCAGGGCAUCAUGAAACUGUGUCUAGAGGAGGAGCUCUUUGCUGAUGUCACCAUUUCAGUGGAAGGCCGGGAGUUUCAGCUCCACCGGCUGGUCCUUUCAGCUCAGAGCUGCUACUUCCGGUCCAUGUUCACUUCUAACUUGAAGGAAGCCCACAACAGGGUGAUUGUACUGCAAGAUGUCAGUGAGUCUGUUUUCCAGCUCCUGGUUGAUUAUAUCUACCAUGGGACUGUGAAACUUCGAGCUGAUGAGCUACAAGAAAUUUAUGAGGUGUCAGACAUGUAUCAGCUGACAUCCCUCUUUGAGGAAUGUUCUCGGUUUUUGGCCCGCACAGUGCAAGUGGGAAACUGCCUUCAGGUGAUGUGGCUGGCAGAUAGGCAUAGUGAUCCUGAGCUCUACACUGCUGCCAAGCACUGUGCCAAGACACACCUUGCCCAGCUACAGAGCACAGAGGAAUUUCUCCACUUGCCUCAGCAUCUACUCACUGAUAUCAUCUCAGAUGGAGUCCCAUGUUCCCAGAACCCCACAGAAGCAAUAGAAGCCUGGAUCAAUUUUAAUAAAGAAGAAAGGGAGGCUUUUGCAGAGUCACUCAAGACUAGCUUAAAGGAAAUUGGGGAAAAUGUGCACAUUUACCUUAUUGGGAAGGAGUCAUCUCGUACACACUCUCUGGCUGUGUCCUUGCACUGUGCAGAAGAUGACUCCAUCAGUGUAAGUGGACAGAACAGCUUGUGUCACCAGAUCACUGCAGCCUGCAACCAUGGUGGCGACUUGUAUGUGGUGGGUGGAUCCAUCCCACGGCGCAUGUGGAAGUGCAAUAAUGCCACUGUUGACUGGGAGUGGUGUGCACCUUUGCCUCGGGACCGGCUCCAACACACCUUGGUGUCUGUGCCUGGGAAGGAUGCCAUUUAUUCACUGGGUGGCAAGACACUGCAGGAUACCCUCUCGAACGCAGUCAUCUACUACCGGGUAGGUGAUAACGUGUGGACCGAAACAACUCAGCUAGAGGUGGCUGUGUCAGGGGCCGCUGGUGCCAACCUCAAUGGAAUUAUCUACUUACUAGGGGGUGAGGAGAAUGACCUGGACUUCUUUACCAAACCAUCUCGACUUAUCCAGUGUUUUGACACAGAGACAGACAAGUGCCACGUGAAGCCCUACGUGCUGCCUUUUGCAGGUCGCAUGCAUGCAGCUGUACAUAAGGAUCUGGUGUUCAUUGUGGCUGAAGGGGACUCCUUGGUAUGCUACAAUCCCCUGCUAGACAGUUUUACCCGGCUUUGCCUUCCAGAGGCCUGGAGCUCUGCCCCAUCCCUCUGGAAGAUCGCCAGCUGUAAUGGGAGCAUCUAUGUCUUCCGGGACCGAUGUAAGAAAGGGGAUGCCAACACCUACAAGCUUGACCCUGCCACUUCAGCUGUAACUGUCACAAGAGGCAUUAAGGUGCUGCUUACUAAUCUACAGUUUGUGUUGGCAUGAGGUGGUGAUGGGGAGAGUGACUUCUUUGCCCUCUCCUUUUGCACAUAUCCCCAACCAAACUCAAAAUCUCCCAGCCCCAAUUCAGAGUAAUGUGUUAGUUUGGGCACAUAAUAAAGGCAGUGUCUCAGCCUUUCCCUAAACCUAUAGGGUUCUCCUCUUUGGGCUUUUAGACUGCUGCUGCUCAGCUGGCCUCUGGAACUGAGAGGUGACCAGCUUGUGCUCUGCCAAUCCCCUGUGAGCCUGUGCCUCACUUCAGAUUGCUUAGAGCCAGUCUUUUCAGACUUUGGCACAGCUUCCCCUUACCUGAUCAAUGUUAAAUAGAAGCAUUCUGGUUCCAAGGGAGAAGGAAAGAGUGCCCCCCUUUUUUCCCUACAGCCAGUUAAGUGGCUAGUUAAUAAUUUUUCCACAAAUAAUUAAGUGUUAGAGUUUUCCUUCAGGAUUUGGAUGGGACAAAGGACAAAGCUGAAGAUAAUUUUCACCAGCAAGAAUCAACUCUCACUGAGCGUGGUGAUACACGCUUUUAGUCCCAGCACUUGAGAGGCUGAGGAUCACCUUGAGUUCAAGGCCAGCCUGGGCUAUAGAGUGAGUUCCAGGACAGCCUGUGCUAAGGUGUGACCCUGCCUGAAAAGACCAAAACAAAAAACAAAAAACUUGAAUUCAGGAUGCUCUGUUGUUUUCUUCUGUCAGGAAAACAAAUUUUCAUUUUAUUUUUGGCUUACUUGAACAGGUAAGCCAGAAAAUAGAAACAAUUAUUUCUGAUUAAUAGCAGAAACAGUUUUUCAAACUCAAAUAUAUAAAAUAUCUGGUCUUUCAAAAGCUCUAAAUUAAAUCAAGAGCUAGGAAUUGUUCAUAUAAAUAAAUGUUUUUUGAAAA
Jaculus jaculus (lesser Egyptian jerboa) is the source of this 2625-nucleotide messenger RNA. It is a transcript of the gene Kbtbd4, whose product is annotated as kelch repeat and BTB domain containing 4. Lineage: Eukaryota; Metazoa; Chordata; Mammalia; Rodentia; Dipodidae. The record is from RefSeq and is a predicted model, not a curated record. Gene Ontology annotation, molecular function: protein binding. The coding region runs from base 196 to 1752 and encodes 518 amino acids. The transcript has 4 exons.